Messenger RNA from Suillus clintonianus, 1863 nucleotides. RefSeq lists its product as uncharacterized. The record is from RefSeq and is a predicted model, not a curated record. The coding region runs from base 1 to 1863 and encodes 620 amino acids. The transcript has 9 exons. NCBI's taxonomy places the organism in Eukaryota, Fungi, Basidiomycota, Agaricomycetes, Boletales, Suillaceae.
AUGUCAUCGCGUCCAUCGAGCUCCUCUGUCCUCCAUGAAACAUCGGAUUCGUAUAUGCGUAGCACAUCUGAGACUUCAUUCAAGUCUCCAGAGCCUGUGAAACUCGGCAAACACAAGCGCAAGCCCAAUCCACCCCUACAAUCAUCGAAACUUGGUAAACGGAAGCAUAAACCUUCUGAUGAGGAAGAGGAUCAAGUUGAAGCGAAGCGGCAUCUGAAAGCUAAGUCGUCUAAACGUCCACGAUCCCAUCGAAAGGAGGAAAAGGGUGCUUUGACACCGCGUGAUCAAUGUCUGAACUUCGCUCGGUGGAUCCCUCGAGGGAUUGACAUGUUCUGCAUUCUCAAGGAUGUCUUCCGCAUCGCACCUCUAAUCGAGGAUGUGCGUGCUCAAUCUGGCGAUGACUCCGACGUAGACGAUGCGCACCUUACUCUUCUGGCUAACAUAUCGAAGGAUACACAGGACCAGAUGCUCCAAACCUACAAGAAGAUCAUUGCCGGUGCACCUUAUCUCCAAGAACUCAUGAAAGGUGAUCGAAAGAAGUCUAACGAGCUACAGAAGAUUCUUGAUGAUAUGCAAUAUUUGAUUGGACAGGUGCGAUCCGAAGACGCUGCUCACUUGAAAAGGAGCAUCACCCGAUAUGCUACCUUCGAUGGUAAGGGUCUGCAGCCUUCGGUCUUCCCCGAAAGCAAGGAAUCACGCGCCAAAAUGGGUCUCAACCACCCACAAAUCGCGCUCUUGUUGUGUCCCAUCAAAUUCCUUUCUGAAUAUCAAAAGGACCCCUCAGCUACUAAAGCCAAACUUGAGGCUGGAACUAUCAACAUGGAUGCGCGAGCUUGGCCCGCACUGUUGUAUAAGGCUGGAGCCGCUGGAGUGGCUGGGGAGGCCUUUGACCUGACCAAUGUACAGGAUGGCCUUUUCGAAGGAUUUCUACUUGAACGCGUUAUGAAACAUGUACUUACCGGUCCCUCGUCUGCACUUGCUGGAGACGACUUUCACGUCUCCAAUUCUUGCAAUGCUGUGAUCCACGGAAUGAUGACAGUAGAAGCCGAAAACAUUGCUUAUGCAGCCGUUCAGGCACGCUCAGCCAUUACUUCUCGCGACAAAUGGACCGCAGAGGAUGGUAAAUUCUCAUAUCGAAAGUUUUAUUACAGGAUCAUCGACGUCAUCCACAAUCCGCCAGACAAAGGAUGGGCAACAGCAAUCCUACAACACUACAACCUAAAAUUAUUCAAAGACAAGGCUGGACGUGCUGCCGCCCUCUCAACCUAUCCAACCUCAGAUGCUGGAGACUUGGACGAAGAUGAAGACAACGUUGCAUUGAUGCGCAAACAGUAUGCUCUUCGGUCUGCUAAUCCCACAAACACAGUGCGACCUGCUCCACCACCGCCUGCUCUAUCGAGUUCUAUUGGCUCAGAGGUGCUUCCUCCACGGCUGCGUACUCACCAGGACCCAAGCCCGGCAGUCUCACCUUUUCCUCAACGGCUGCAUACUCACAAUGACCCAAGCCCGGCAACCUCACCUUCUCCCCCGGCUCUGUCCUCACCUGCAGCUGCUCCCCCGGCUCCAAAGCCACACCCCAAACCACGGCCUAUGCCAGUUAGGAAGCCCCAGGUGCAAGAUCUGUUCUCACCUGCAGCUGCUCCCCUGGUUUCAAACUCGCAUCCCGUUGACACAGCACCAUCCGAGGCAUCCACACCACUUCCCCGCAAAAAGCAGAAGUUAGCCCAACAAGAAAGCCCACUUACGGAAUCCGAAGCGGAAGAAGUUGAGACUCCAGUUCGAAAAUUGCCCCGAAAAACUCAAUCCAAGGCCAAGACUGCUAAAUCCACUAGCACACCGAAGAAAUGGAAGGGAAAAAAAUGA